GGGAGGGGGCUUGGGAGCAUCCAGGAAGGAGACCGACGCAGGACAUACAGACCACGCCAAAGUGCGGUGUGGGCGCCCGCGGAGAAGGGCGAGUGGAGAAGAGACGCCUGGGGCGGGGUGGAGGGGGAGGCUGUCCCUGCGGCGACGUGCGCUCGGAGGAGGGAGGCGGGGAGGGUCGAGCGGGCGCGCGGCGUGCGACCGCCGAGGCUGCGGCGGCUGGAACAGGUUGCUCCACCCCGCCCAGGAUCAGGCCAGGGGGAACCGGCCGGGCCGCGGUUGCCAACUCGCGCAGGGCGCUCUGGCGAAGUCCCGGAGCGGAGUCUCGCGUCCCGCCUCCUCCCUGCGGGGCGCGCCCUCCUCGCUCCCCCCGCAACCCUUCCCCACUUUUCCCCCCUUUUGCAAUCACAUGGCACUUUAAGAAUGCCGGAAAGAUGGCGGUAGCGGCGGCGGCGGCGGCGGCGGCCGGGCCGGCCGGCGGGGGAGGCGGCCGAGCGCAGCGGAGCGGGCUGCUGGAAGUUUUGGUGCGGGCUCGCUGGCACAAAGUUCUGGUGAACUUGAGCGAGGACGCCCUGGUUCUGAGCUGCGAGGAGGGCGCUGCGGCGUACAACGGCAUGGGGACCGCCGCCAAUGGCUCGUUCUGCAGGGGCGCCGGCGCGGGGCACCCGGGCGCGGGCGGAGCGCAGCCCCCGGACUCGCCCGCCGGGGUCCGCACCGCCUUCACCGACCUGCCCGAGCAGGUGCCCGAGUCCAUCGCGAACCAGAAGCGCGGCGUGAAGGUGCUGAAGCAGGAGCUGGGCGGGCUGGGCAUCAGCAUCAAGGGGGGCAAGGAGAACAAGAUGCCCAUCCUCAUCAGCAAGAUCUUCAAGGGGCUGGCGGCGGACCAAACUCAAGCCCUGUACGUAGGGGACGCCAUCCUGUCCGUAAACGGGGCCGACCUGCGGGACGCCACCCACGACGAGGCGGUGCAGGCGCUGAAGCGCGCUGGCAAGGAAGUGCUGCUGGAAGUGAAGUAUAUGCGGGAAGCCACACCCUACGUGAAGAAAGGCUCCCCAGUAUCUGAGAUCGGGUGGGAAACGCCUCCGCCAGAAUCCCCUCGGUUAGGGGGCGGCUCCUCAGAUACUCUGUCAUCGCAGUCCUUCUCCUUCCAUAGAGACCGGAAAAGCAUCCCUCUCAAGAUGUGCUUUGUCACUCGGAGCAUGGCCUUGGCUGACCCUGAGAACAGGCAACUUGAAAUCCACUCUCCAGAUGCUAAGCAUACGGUGCUCCUGAGGAGCAAGGACCCAGCCACUGCCCAGGCCUGGUUCAGUGCCAUCCAUUCCAACGUCAGUGACCUGCUCACCCGAGUGAUCACCGAGGUCCGAGAGCAGCUGGGGAAGACGGGCAUUGCUGGGGGCCGGGAGAUCAGGCAUCUUGGCUGGCUUGCAGAAAAGGUGCCCGGGGACAGCGAGAAACAGUGGAAGCCAGCCCUGGUUGUGCUGACUGAGAAGGACCUUCUAAUUUAUGACAACAUGCCACGGAGGAAGGAAGCCUGGUUCAGCCCAGUUCACACGUACCCUCUUCUUGCCACCAGGCUGGUCCAUUCAGGUCCAGGGAAAGGAUCACCCCAGGCUGGUGUAGAUCUGUCCUUUGCAACACGAACUGGUACCAGGCAGGGUAUUGAAACGCAUCUCUUCAGGGCUGAGAUCAGCAGGGACCUCUCACAUUGGACAAGGAGCAUAGUACAGGGUUGCCAUAACUCAGCUGAACUCACUAUUGAAGUAACCACAGCUUGCACCUAUAAAAACCAGGAGUGCCGGUUGACCGUACAUUAUGAGAAUGGAUUUUCUAUUACCACUGAACCACAGGAGGGUGUCUUUCCCAAGACAAUCAUACAGGCUCCUUAUGAAAAGCUGAAAAUGUCUUCAGAUGAUGGAAUCAGGAUGCUGUAUUUAGAUUUUGGAGGCAAAGAUGGAGAGCUUCAACUGGACCUUCAUUCCUGCCCCAAGCCGAUUGUUUUCAUCAUUCAUUCCUUCCUGUCAGCUAAGAUUACAAGGCUGGGGUUGGUGGCCUGAACAGAGGAGCGAAUUGCGUUUGAGAAAGGGAGGGCUGCAAUGCCACUGAAAAGUGUCAUAUCAGACACCAUUUGCAGUGAUGCACCAGAUGUAGCAUGCCACUGUCAGCUUUAGAUCCCAAGAGUCCUGUGUAACAGUCCCAGACUCCUCUGUCAAUUUCAGCAACUAUAAAGGGUACCUUCAGAAAAAUUCCACAAGGACUAUCAGAAUAAAACUUUUUUUUUUAGAACAGUAAAAGGGUAAAGAGGUGAGGCUGAUUGGAAAUACACAGCAUAGCUUUUAAAUAAUGACAAUCAAGGACAUGAACAUUAGAACAGCAUGUGCAGAUCUUAAUCAUACCAGUUUCUAGGCAACUGGUUCACCCAGGUAAGCAAGGGCUAUAUAGAUGAGAAAUGGACAUUUUUCACCUCUCCCCUCCCCACCCCAGUAAUAAGGACCCCUUGUUUUAUUGUGCUUUAUUUCCUAUUUCUAAUUGAGUUGACUUUCGCUGGUAAGGAAAGAAAAGUACUUCAAAUGGAAACCCACCUUUUAUUUAAGUGUGAAACAGCUGUUACUUUUUCUUAAUGAAUUAUCUUUCAAUGAUGUAGAAUGAUUCUGAAGUGUUCUUAUUAGCAUAUGAUGAGUGGGAAUUAAAUAAAGCAUCAGAUACUGUUCCGAGCUGUAAGCUGGUGGAUUCUGAGCCAAAGUAGACUGCUUAAAUUGCAAAGCUUUGCUGAAGAGUGGUGUGCGUGAAAGAUGAUUAAUUCUGGGACUACACUCAUACCCAACGUCUGCUAUCUUAGAGCCAUGACUUAUAGCUUUAUUUAUAAAAGCAAAUUAUGGAUUUUUUUUUAAAGAUUGUCAGUGGAGAUAUAUAUAUAUAUAUAUAUAUAUAUAAAAUAAUUCAUGCGGGGUUAACUAAUUUUCCCCAUUUUGUGGUUUUCACUGGAAGUACUGAGCAAUUUAUUGGCCCUUGCUUCUGCCUGUGCUUGAUGCAUGCAUUUUCAAGCAAGUAAUAGAGCAGCCUUAUAUGAUUCUGGUUAAUGCUGGGUUUUACAUAGAGAGCCAAUGUCAUAAUCAAACCCAUCAACAGCUCUUUUGGAAUUCCAGGGAAAGAAUAUAAUUACCUGAUAUUUUUCUACAAGAAUAUUUUCAGACAUCGUAUAGCAUAUUACUGAUUUAACACUUCUGCUUUUAUCUUUCAAAACAAAUUCACUGAAAACACACCGUUAUUUGAUUUUAAAGUCACUUUCCUCAAAUCUUGAAAAUUAGCUCUAGAAUUUCUGUAUUUGUAACCGUUCUCUCCCCUAUAGUUUUACAUAGACAAAUGUUCCAGGUUAGGUUUGUGUGUUAUUUUUCAGAACCGUAUUUUAGCAAAUACCUGUGCAAAGAGCUUUAAAAAGUAAAACUGUUUUAAAAGAAUGUGAUUUUAUUCACUCAGAUACAUGUGUUUCUUGAGUUUUACUUUAGAUCAGCAUUUUAUUUUAGAUCGGUGUUUCCCCAAAGUAAUACAAGUAACAUGUAAUACAAGUUCCAAGGGGCAUUGAUUGACUGGUGUUUUGUCGGGGGGGAAUUAAAGGGGUUGGUCAUCAAAAAUGUUUCUUCAAUACUGAGUUUUAAAAUGUUAAACAGAUUUCAUGAUUGCAGGCCUCCUCAAAGACUAUUGCACGUUGCGAUUCUGCAAGGGGGGGCAUCCUGUGUGCCAUUCCUAACGCUUACCUACAGAACUCCUCUCUAAAGGAGCAUCUUGUGAAGCUAGUGUUAAAACACAUACACACAAAACAAAACAAAACAAAAAAACCAUUUUGGAAAACACAGCUUUAGGACACUGAUUUUGUUUUGUUUCCUAUUUUAAAAUGCUAAAGAGUGAAGUCCCAGCCUGAAUAUUGUAGGAAAGCUUUGAUGAGUUGUAAAUUGUAACAUUCUCUUUCAUUAUAUAUUUUCAAAAUCACUGGAAUGUUGUUAUACAAGAGAAUUAUACUUGUGUAUUGUAAAUAACAUAUUAAAAUACAUAUAUUAAUGCCAAUAGCUUAAUUCAACAAUGUGUAAUCUAAGGUGCUCAGUACUACAUGAAGUGUGAGUUAAUUACUCAUAAUUUAGUUGCAGAGAUCCUAUUAUAUAUUUAUAGACAAAAUGACCGUAAUUACAAAUAUUAUUUCUUCAUCACUUGAGUUUUGGACUGAUUAAUAUCUGGAUGCGGGUCAACAGAAACUACAUUCUCCGUGUUUAUAAAAGUUUAAUUUAAAUAUUUAUAUUUUAGAAAAAUAUAUUUGAAUAAAGUUAAUGCAUUUUCUGAAUUAAAAUGUGUUAUUAGCAAGAAAUAGAAAAUUUUACUAAGAAUUGUGUAUAUAAAUCAUUUUUCUUCCUCAAAGUUAAAUUGUUUCAUAUCAGAGUGGCUAUGAUGAAUCCAUUUAAAUAACUCGUUUUUUUUCUCAUUCUGAAUUCAACAGGUUAUAACUUUACACUGUAGAUUUGAUCUUGUUGAUGUGUGUUAUGAAUGUCGUGAAUAACACAAACUCAUACAUCUGGCUCGUGCGUGGGUACGGUUAGCAAAUCGACAGAGUGAUUUUGGCGGGUUUGUUUUUGUCCCGUUCCCUCUGUGCUCAAUCUGUUUCUUAUUUGAAUUGAUGAACUAUUAAACUCACAAUGUCUGUCCUUUUAGGGGCAAACGAACACCAAUGAAUGAUGUCUUCAUCUAUAUUUUGUGGGAAGCUGCCCAUUUGUUAGAUGUGAUUAGGUGAGCCCUUUGGCGUGGUGACCUAUUUUUCAACCAUCCCAUUGGAAUGUAAAGAAAGCCAACAGGAAGAUUGCUAUCAAUUUUUUUUUCUGACUUGAAUUAAGUAGGAGGAACAAAACUAUAAACCUAUUCAAAAAAACAGGCAGAGACAUUUCAUUAAUUCUAUCAAUUGAUGCAUUACAAUGCUGAAAAAUGCAUGUUUCUUUAUCCAAAUGCUUGUUGACCCUCCUUGGUUGAAGUCAGAAGGAGGUCUUCUUAAUGGGCAGAAGGGUUCUUCUGAAAUUAAUGAGCAGGGCCUUUCUGGCCCCUGUUACAAAUACUGGAUACUCUAUCUUGAGGGGAUUGGAGUAGACUGGGGUAAGGGAGUAAGUUUUUUUUGUUUGUUUUUUUGGUUUUUUUUUUUUUUUUUGCGGUACACGGGCCUCUCACUGCUGUGGCCUCUCCCGUUGUGGAGCACAGGCUCCGGAUGCACAGGCUCCGCGGCAGGUGGGAUCCUCCUGGACCGGGGCAUGAAACCGCGUCCCCCGCAUCGGCAGGCGGACUUUCAACCACUGCGCCACCAGGGAAGCCCAGGGAGUAAGUUUUGAAUGUACCAUGAGUUUAAAAAAAAAAAAUGUGCCUAUGUUUAUAGCACUAUGGAUAUCAUGUAAAAUUGAUAUAUGAAUUAAAUAAAUAUCCAUCUCUGAAUAUGGUGGGCUGGCUGGUGGUUUCCUGAUAGCCACAGAGGGAUAUGGGAGUGUAAAGACACAUCCUGUUAGUCUGUGCCUCCAAGACUGGCCUUGAAAGGUGCUAGUGGGUGGAGGUGGGGGGAUGAUGCCACUAGCAAUUUUUGUGUGUUUUUGUGUGUAUAGUUCCAGGAUGGGUCUUUACCUGGGGCUUAGGGCUUUCAACUCUCAUUUUAACUAAAUUUUCAUGGGAUUUUACCUGUACACCAAGCUCCAAAUACUCAAAUUCUCUGUAGAACUUGGUUCGUGUCUAAGUUACUUGUAAUAAAUGUAACAGGCUGGGGUUGAGAAGUCUUUUACUAUUUGAAAAUUUAGUAGUAUUGAGAUUUAGAACUGUAGAAUCUGUUCUGAAGAGACUUCAGAGGUCAUCAAGUGCGUUAUUGCUCAAAGUUUACCUAUAAUUUUAGCAAUACUACCUUAGUAUUGAUAUUUUAGGAUAUGGAAUUUGCUAGUAAUAUAGCAACAUGGUGUAUACAUAUAAAAAUGAAUGUACACCAAUUAUAAUUUUUGGAAAAAUCUGUACCACCACCACACACACUACAAUCCAAGUACUACGUUUUGAGAAACAUUGACCUUGAAGCAUAUGCCACUGAAUUCAGUACUUGUUCAUUCCACCUGAAAUUGAAAAUUUUCAGCUAUGGGGAGGGGGCUCCUUAUCUCCUGAGGCCGGCCAUCCCAUUGCCGGAUGGCUAGAGUUGUUAGAAAGUUCUUACACUCGUAGAGCCAAAACUUAACGUCUGUGUCAAUUUUAGUCAUCACCCUGUUCUACUCUAGAAAACACUAAAAGUCCAGUCUCUCUUCCAAGUGACUGUCCUGUAUAAAAGACAAAUCAAGGCUGGGGGCUCCUAGGUAAUAUAAAAUGAUCUGAAAAUGGCUUUAAAAAGGAUAUUUAAACUUCCUCAUUUUU
Molecule: messenger RNA, 6399 nt
Organism: Physeter macrocephalus (sperm whale)
Lineage: Eukaryota; Metazoa; Chordata; Mammalia; Artiodactyla; Physeteridae
Gene: SNTB1
Product: syntrophin beta 1
Exons: 8
Coding region: 432-2051 (539 amino acids)
Cellular component (GO): synapse; dystrophin-associated glycoprotein complex; intracellular anatomical structure
Molecular function (GO): structural molecule activity; protein binding
Source: RefSeq, a predicted model, not a curated record